Danaus plexippus (monarch butterfly) is the source of this 2821-nucleotide messenger RNA. Its product is annotated as NAD kinase-like. Gene Ontology annotation, molecular function: NAD+ kinase activity. The record is from RefSeq and is a predicted model, not a curated record. NCBI's taxonomy places the organism in Eukaryota, Metazoa, Arthropoda, Insecta, Lepidoptera, Nymphalidae. Bases 191 to 1534 code for a protein of 447 amino acids. Gene Ontology annotation, biological process: NADP+ biosynthetic process; NAD+ metabolic process. The transcript is spliced from 9 exons.
UUAAGACUGAAGUAGUGAAGUUUCGGGUCAGUCUGCCAGUGUCUCUCAACGGGGCCGGUCGCGUCGACGGUACGAAUUAUUUCACAACAACCGAUUUAACUGCUGUAGUGGCAUGAAUUGGGUAACCUUAUCCCCAAGCAAUCCAACAACACAGUUUUAAAACUGAAUAUGUAUUGAAGUGCUAGUGAUAAUGCUCUCGUUUGAUAAUAUGUGGUGUUCAGCCGAGGAGCUCCCGACUCUUAGGAAGUGUAAGACUGAUCGUUCCGAGCAUAGAUUUAGACGGAGGACGUCAAAGAGUCUGAUACCCCAGGCUUUACUUCACGCGCUGCCCGAGACUCAGAUCAGGCAGCGGCGACUGCGAUCAGGAACCUGGCCGAGAACGAGAUCUCUGAACGCACCUUCACCCAUACAACAGUUUGGACCAUGCGGCAGAAUAAUGAAGAACUCGGCCAUGGUUAUGCAGAUCCAAGACCCGGCUUCUCAGAGGCUGACCUGGUACAAACCGCCGUUAUCAGUUCUGGUUAUAAAGAAGUUACACGAUUCCAGUGUGCUGGUGCCAUUCGUUCAACUUGUGCAUUGGCUCGUGCAUGAGAAAAGUAUGGUUGUGUUCGUGGAGUCCGCGGUCCUCGAGGACACGCUGCUGAAGGAGUACGGGGACUUCACGUCCGUCCGCGACAGGCUGAUGACCUUCAGGGCCGGCACCGACGACCUCACCGAUAAGAUAGACUUCAUCAUCUGUCUCGGCGGUGACGGCACUCUAUUACACGCCAGCUCCUUGUUUCAGCAAUCUGUGCCACCGGUGAUGGCGUUCCACCUGGGAUCCCUGGGAUUCUUGACGCCAUUCGAAUUCAACAACUUCCAGGAGCAAGUGGAAAAUGUUUUAGAAGGUCAUGCAGCGUUGACUCUAAGGUCGCGUCUGCAGUGCGUGGUUCUGAGGAAGAUUCCAGAAGACGGCAAAGAGAAGAAAAAACCUACAACUAUAUUGGUUCUGAACGAAGUCGUCGUAGACAGAGGUCCCUCGCCCUACCUCUCAAACAUCGACCUGUUUUUGGAUGGAAAACACAUUACCUCUGUGCAGGGUGACGGUCUGAUAGUGUCUACGCCGACCGGAAGUACAGCGUACGCGGUCGCAGCUGGUGCUAGUAUGAUCCAUCCGUCGGUGCCAGCGAUCAUGGUCACACCGAUAUGUCCGCAUUCACUGUCCUUCAGACCCAUCGUCGUGCCGGCCGGGGUGGAGCUCAAGAUAAUGCUAAGCCUAGAGGCUCAUAAUUUGGCCAGCGUGUCGUUCGACGGCCGAUCACAGUUGAUACUCAGGCCCGGUGAUAGUAUGUAUGUGACGACGUCAGUGUAUCCUGUGCCGUCGAUCUGCGCCCAGGAUCAGAUAUCUGAUUGGUUCGACUCGUUGGCUGAAUGCCUUCACUGGAACGUCCGCAAGAAGCAGAAGCAAAUAGAUGAAUUGAGCGACCUGACGCAUUACUCCAACGAAACCCUGGAGGAGAUUGACAAUCAUGACGAGAGACCCGCUGACACGUGACGUCACAAACGUCCAUAGACUAAACAUAGACUAAAUUAAACAUAGUCUGUAAAACCAUAGACUAGAUUUUAUAAAACACAUUUUUCUAUGGAUACAUUUAGUAUCUUUGAAUUUUUGAAUAUGGAAUAUUGUUGUUCGGAAAUUGUUUUUGUCUCAAUGACAGAUAUGUGAUAGUCCUUUGAAUGUUCAAUAAAUUUAAAUACUUUUUUAUUAUAAGGAGUAUAGAAUAUCAAAAAUAUUAAUAUAAGGGGUUCAUUCAUUGUGUAUUUUUAUUUAUUGAAAUGUAUAUUCCGGUUUAUUCAAUGUAAUACAUUUUAAAGAAGGUGCAACAAUGUGGUGUACACCCCGAGGCAUUGAAAAUAUAUGUUGGUUAAACACAAAUCUGUUUCAUAAACAACUACUUCGUUUCAAAAGCUUUUUGUAACAUAGUAUAUAUAUAUAUUAGCCAAAAUACAUUUCCUACAACCAAAAUUAAAUCUCCAGUCUCUUAAAAUAAUUUUAUUUCUCUGUAUAAUCUAUGUUAAUUUUGAUGGAUGUGAAUUGAGUGUUGAAUAAGUUUGCAUUCUUUUAUAAAAAUCCUAAUAUUUAUUCUAAAUUUUUGGCUCUACUUAGUGACUUAAGUUUAGAACCUUUUUUAUAUUUGUGAUGCAAGGGUUGUCAGUAUAGACUGUUUUCAAAUUUAAGUACUUCAUUGAAGUCGCCCCGAAGAAAACUAGCUGUGUAUAAUAUAAAUAUAUUCACAGUGGAAAUGUUCACUAAAUCUUAAAGACGCAUUCUUAUAUAUAAUUUAUUAUAUGGGGUCCAAGUUCCAUUUCAUUGUUUGCCAAGUGUAAUGUAAGAGAUAUAUUUAGUAUGUUUGAAAUAUAUAAAUUUCAAACCACUUUGACAUUCCCUUUUAACAUCGAAAACACAGGUGCCAACCCUGAGCGGGUGUCAUCAAAUUUAACAUUGAGCUUCAAUCGAGGGAUAAAAUUAUAUACACCGAGGUGAUACAAGUAUUGACUAACGGUGAAUGUAAGUGUAUUGUUUUAUCUUGUAUAUAUCUGCAGAAUUUAAGCUAAUAUAUUUGAUGGUAUCUUGUCAUUAUGGUGCUCAAUAAAAAAUGCGCAAAAUAUUAAUUUAUAAUUUGAUUGCAAUAUUUUCAUUCAAAUCUAAAGAUAUUUAUUGCGAGACAUGUUGGUAUAAUUGUUUUAUGUGUAGUGUAAAUUGUAAAGUGUGACCUUAUAUAUAUAUGGAAUUGAAGAUUAAGUUAGUUUUAUUAAGAAAUAUACGGAUUCAAUUUUGUAA